AGCAAAGCUCGUCCGUGUCUCGCGACGCCCCUUGCUGGCCUGCCAUUGACAGAGUACGAGGCAGAGGUACAGAGUUCGGAGGUGCCUGCCACUUUUGCCUUUCUCGCUGCAGCUGAAGCUGAGGCUAGGCAGCAUCCAGGCCGAUUAGUUGGUUCAGGGACGCCGGGGUGGAGAACCGCCCGGCUACGGAGCAGCCCAUCUUGAUCAGCUCACCCAGCCCUACGCCGGAUCGCUUUUCUCGCCAAUGAUACCAGGACACCACUAACACAGAUAUCGACACCCACGCGCAGGUACCGUUACGUCAGACCCCCGAGGCCCGGGUCCGGGACAGGCUCCGGGACAGGCUCCGGCCCUUCGGCGGACGUGGAGCAUGGUUGGCCGGCCCGUUGUUAGCUGCCGUCCAAAUACUAGUAUCACCACUAUUCUUUAUGGACAUCGGAUCCGCUAGACGGGGCAAGUCGAGUCCCAUAGCAGGAGACUCGGUCGACAGUGGCAGCCCCAUCGCCAUUGAAGCCGUCAAGCCUGAAUCUUCGGCCACCGCAUCACCUUUAGCAUCCGCAACAGCGGCGAAUCUCAAUGGCACAGCGGCGGCUGGGGCUUCUGGGGCCUCCGAGCCCAUGGAAACCACGGAAACAGACGAGGUAGAGACUGUGUCCAAGAAGAGGAAAACCGGCACGGGAAGCAGAGGUGUUGCAAACUUGACGCCAGAACAAUUGGCUAAGAAAAGGGCAAACGACCGUGAAGCUCAACGGGCCAUCCGAGAACGGACUAGGAAUCAGAUUGAGCGGCUCGAGAAGCGCAUCCAGGAGCUUGAGAACCAGAAACCCUACCAGGAUCUCCAAGUCGUGGUGCAUGCCAAAGAGGCGGUAGAGGCCGAAAAUGCCGAAAUCAAGAGGCGGCUCGCCACCAUCAUCAGCAUGCUGCAGCCCAUAGUUGGUACAAGCAUUGCUGGUGUACCAUCCGCGCUUCCAUUCGCUGCAGCACCUCCAGCCGUGCCGGCCACGAGCACCGUCCCUUAUCAUCCCGCAUCUCCAGCAGGGGGAGCUCCCGAUCCACAGCACCAAGCAGCUCAACCGCCUGCACAGACCUGGUCAAGUGCUGGUAGCAGCUCGUCUCCACCGCCUCGUCGAGUUGGCCUGGCUGGGCCGACUGACGAGGGCACACGGAUUCUAUUAGAGCAGCAAGGCCACUCCCUUCGACACGGUUUGGAUUUUGGAUCCGGCCGAUUUGAUCUCAACGUUGUGCUUGACCCUAUCCAGGCCAUCCCGAAGCUACAAAGGGGCCGUGACGGAGCACAAGAUACUGGUGAAUACCACCACGUGGCUAUGAAACAUGACUGGACGCAAGUGAACCAGGAGUUUCCACGGCCUACAUGGGAUUCGCCUAUCGCCAUUCCCUCACCUGGUUCUGAUCCAGCUUCUGGAAUACUGCCAAAGCCUGUUACAAGUCAGCCGGCGCCUAGUUCUGGCCCGGGCCUUGACGGCAACGCUCCAAUUAUCCCAGCAGUUCCAUAUCCUGACGCACAACCUGCCAAUACCACAGAACCUAUCCCUCUAUAUGCGCGACCUUUGCGUAACUGCGAACCUACUUGUCCACUGGACGCUCUGCUUCUUGACUUUCGCAGCGAACGUCAGCAGCGCGCCGCUGAGGGCUACGAGCAAAACGAAGUAACCGGUCCCCGGUAUCCAUCUGUUUCUUCUCUGCUCAACCCGGCGAAUAGCCAAUACAGCCACCCAGUAUCCAAGGUCUUCACAGAUAUCCUAACCAAAUUCCCCGAAAUCUCCGGCCUGCCAGAAAAGGUGACCAUUCUAUACCUCAUGUUCAUUUACAUGCGAUGGCAGAUAUCGCCAACAAAGGAGAAUAUGGAACGCUUACCGGAGUGGAUCCGCCCACUGCCAUGCCAGCUCGACAUACCGCACCCGGCAUGGAUGGACUACCUGCCAUACCCCGAGAUGAGAGAGAGGGUCAUUCUGGCUAACGACCCCUCGAUUUUCUACUUUGACAAUUGGUUUCUUCCGUUUACAUCCACCUUCUCCAUUUCUUGGCCUUACGAGGAGGCGCAUACUUUGCUGAGGAAUCCGGAUUCUGAUGAGAUUAUGAUUAAUCCCGUGUUUGAGAGCCAUAUGCGCAACUUGGAUAAUUGGAAGGUGGGGAGAGCGUUUGCUGAGGCGUUCCCCAUGCUGGUCGAUACGUGCAAGUUUUGGGACGGCACGAAUCAGCAGCAAGGCCCUAAAUAAUUUUCUUUUAUUCAUCAAGGGAAUCAGGGAAGGCAGGAGAAAAUAAGGAAGAUAGAGGCGGAAGGAUAUCAACCAGGAAUUUUUGCUACGUAUAUCCGGCUUGUUUGGGUUAGAGACUUGGGUGGAUCACUUGUGAGGAUGACUAUUGUGGCAUUGGCGCAUCAUACAUACGGAGUACUCAUACAUGCUAUAUACGACUCACAUGCAUUGUAGCAUACUUAAUGUAACUGUUUAUUAAUACCUCAUUAUAUCAUAUCAUACAAUCAUGAUU
This is a messenger RNA of Trichoderma asperellum CBS 433.97, 2508 nucleotides long. RefSeq lists its product as uncharacterized. NCBI's taxonomy places the organism in Eukaryota, Fungi, Ascomycota, Sordariomycetes, Hypocreales, Hypocreaceae. The record is from RefSeq and is a predicted model, not a curated record.